AUGCCAUACAAAUGGACAUCUGGAGCUGACCAGAUCGUUCGUUACUGUGGUCGAGCGGUUUGCAAGACCGGAUGGAGCAUUCAUCUGGCCCAGCUCCAGCGUAACCUCUUCGACGGCCACGGUGCCGGAUACAUCGCAAUCGCUCAGCGGGUGCUACCGAUGCCUAACGUAGUUCUUCACCCUGGCGUCUACCUUGUUGGGGUGUUAAAAAAUACAUGCGGGUCACUGCUUUGCGAUGCAGGCCACCAGUCACGAAGGAGUGAUAAUCCGUGA
Molecule: messenger RNA, 273 nt
Organism: Plasmopara halstedii
Lineage: Eukaryota; Oomycota; Peronosporomycetes; Peronosporales; Peronosporaceae
Exons: 2
Coding region: 1-273 (90 amino acids)
Source: RefSeq, a predicted model, not a curated record